This is a messenger RNA of Mercenaria mercenaria, 2797 nucleotides long. RefSeq lists its product as uncharacterized. Lineage: Eukaryota; Metazoa; Mollusca; Bivalvia; Venerida; Veneridae. The transcript is spliced from 8 exons. The record is from RefSeq and is a predicted model, not a curated record. Bases 101 to 970 code for a protein of 289 amino acids.
UUGAUCGGCAAUCAAAACGGUUAAGGAAGUUUAAAUCAGACAUUGAAAUGUUUUGUUAAAUAAAGACGGUGUAAAUAAAAUGUUAUAGAUUUGAAGUAAAAUGAAGGAUAUACUCUUCUUAUUAAAUAUUCUAUAUUUGGGAAAAGUCUCCUGUAUAUGCGAGUCAACGUCAUCUGAUGUAUGUAAGCUAAAUCAAAACACAGAUUUGCCUCAUGUUUAUACGAGGCAUCCGUCGAUCGACUAUUCAGCACAGACUGAUGAUACAAAAUACUGUGACCUGCAUGCACUGCAGCAUGGUACAUGGUACAGAAGUAGUUACAACCUCAUAACAGAAUGUGUAGAUCACAGAAAAUGCGGAACUAGUGACCCUAUUUGGUUGAACGGAAGUUUACCAGCUGAUUCUGAUGGUACUGUAGAUGGAACAGGUUGCGUUAGAACAUUUGAUAGCUGCUGUGAGAGCACACUGGGACUUAAAAUUAGAAACUGUACCUAUUAUAUGGUAUAUUGUUUCAUUGAUCUACAUUCGGCCUGCCACAGCAGAUACUGUCUAGAUACAGAUUUGAGUAUAGAGACAACAACAACAGCAACAACUACUACAACUACUACUACGACUACGGCACCUGCCACAACAGACAAUAGCAAAAAUGGAGAAAAUAUAAUUUCAGAUAAUCCAAGCACAUACAAAGGUGCAUUUAUUGCAGUGACAGUACUGCUGCUGUUUGGUGUGGUUGUUGUGAUUUUGAGUCCUGCAGUAGUAGCAUUUGCAGGUUACACAGUCAAUGUACACAAAAAGUCGUCGCAAGUUAGUGAUUCAAGGAUGUCAUUAAAAUCAGAGCAGGACAAAAGUACAAGACAACAUGUAACAGAAGAUGUAGAACACAAUAAAACAAGCCAAUUAAAUGACACCAGAAGUCAACUUUCAAGAUCGCCAGUUAGUGUAGUAGAAAUACAAACUAAUGGAUUGCAUUAGAAUCAGUACGAUGUGAAGUAUGUAUAUUAGAGGAGAUAAUGCAUUGUGCGAAAAGGGCAAGCUUACCUUCAUGUCUAAACGAUAUAAUUAUAUCGUCGCAUUUAAGAUAUAAUUGCUCAGGCAUCUUACCAUUUUAUAAGAAUUAUUUGCACAUGUAAAACAUACUUGAAACUACUGCUGCACUAUGUAGCCAUUUUCCCUUUUGUGGGCUGAUACAGUGAUCUGUGUGCUAUAUACAAACACCAGUUUUAAUGUAUGAACUAAAAUUAAUGUGUAUAAUGUAUGUAAUUAAAUUGUUGUCAAAUGGCGUAUGCAUUAGAAACGUUAUAAAUUUCUUAUACUCUGCCUUUGUGAUAGUUAUAUCUUUCUACUUCGACAAUGUUAUAUUAAAUGCCGUAUGUAUAUGGUUAGAAAUAAAUGUAUCAUUACUAGGUAUUAUUUAUCCCAUAUUAAUACUUUUUGAAUGUAAGUAUUUUAUAUUUGCAUCUAUUUCUGCGAUGUGAUCUAUUGCUAUAUAAAGAUCAAGGAAUGUAAGCACUAAUAGUAUGUUUUGUUUGCUAGUCGUGUUUGUCAGCUGUUUUAGUUAUUUUAGUUGGUUUAAUUAUGUCUCAUUUUUCUUAAGACGGUUUAAACAUGUUUGCACACGGCAUCUGUAUAAGCAGAGGAGCAUAGAAACAUUUGAUAUAUGACUGCUAAAUAAUGUCCCAUUUGUAGGAUAAAAUACUUAUUCAUUACCAUGGUCACAGAAAGCCGAACAUACCAUUCUCAUUGCCUAAUGUUAAAUUCCGUAUACUAAAUGCUUCAUGUUUUAUGUUCAGUACCGAAUGGUACAUGUCAUACACUUAAAGUUUUGUACCAAAUCCCAAAUAUAUCAGACAUGUAUUGCUAAUGCCAUAAUGAUAAAUGCUUAUUGUCUAAUUCUGAAACGUUAUUAGUUCUAAUAAACUUAAUGUAACUGUCAAUUACAUGAAUGCUACUGGAAGCAAAAGCAUAAUCUAAUUAUGAGACAUGGUACCAUAACCAUAUACUCUUUUAUAUUUUGAAAACAGUUAGGUUCGAAACAAAUUUAUGUCUGUCUCCUGAUAUAUUUAUAACUUGUCUAUGUAUAUACUCAGCAAUUCGCAUUUUGCACAUAUUGUUCCCCAUUUCACAACUAAAUUGAUAGAAUUUAUCACAUCAAAGGUUACCAUUUGCCAAUUGACAUUUCUUUUUCGCAUACUGCAUUGUCCUUCAAUACAUUUUAGCAGAAUUAUAACAUUUUUUAUGGAAUUAUAACGAAAGGGUAAAGUUAUCGCCAAUACUAAUAUAUAUUCAUAUUAUUGCUGUACCUCUAUUCAUUUUCAGUUUUAGUAAUAAAAUAACAUUUUGACAUACACAUCACCAAGCCGUUGGUAUCUAGAAAGCUGUUUGCACUUUACUAUGCAGGCUUAACGUUUAUAUGUCAAGGACAGAUAGUCAAUACAUCGAAUUUAAGGAAAAAAAGAGAACAAAAACAAAAAAAAAACAACAAGAUAAAUACUGUCAAAUUAAUUUUGCAGUUUCACUUAUCUCUGAAUUAUCAUUCAUUCAUUAAGCAGUUGUAUAAUUUUGUUAUAUGUACAACAAGUACAUAUAAUUUUCUUUAAGAUUUAAUUGUUUUGUAUCGCAGUAGAUCACUAAGUACUCGUAUAUAUUGCCUAAUAGUACUUAUAUGCCUUUUCAAUUAUUUCAGUGAUACAUGUGAUCUCUUUGAGUGUUGUGUUUUCUCCUAUUUUAUUACCUCAUUUGUUUGAACGCAAAUGUGCAUCAUUAUUUUUUGAAAAAUAAAGAUACAGAAUGUCAACACGA